AUGGCUGAGUUGUUAAGAAAGAAAAUUGAGGCUUUGAAGUCGCGGAAAGCCGCAGCGGAAGAGCCCGUUGUGACACCACAGUCAUCAUCGACCACUGCGGCACUUGCGCCCUCUUCUUCAUUGCCCUCUCCGUCAACUACCGUUACAGCCGCAGCUCCCGCACAAGUUAAGUCCACUUGCUCCGUCCCACUGGCUAAUCUACCCCCAGCCUUUGUUUCCCCUUAUACGGCUGUCGUGAAGUAUAGAGACACCGUGAAGGACCCACUUUGUGCGCAGUUCACCACGAGUGUUGCCGUAGAAUUGUUUAAAACCUUCAUUCAGCAACGGCACCGCGGAAAUGUCAGCGUGCAAGCACAGAAAAGGGCCCGCUCAGAGGAUUUUGGAGCAACUGAAAGGCCAGUACGGUCGAAGGAAGACAAUGACAGUGCAAAGAACGAAGAGGAAGUGCAACAGCAGCGAGAGGAAGGGUAUCAACACCAGCAUCACAACAACUCUUCCGGUGAGGGCGAGUCACUGAGUGGGGUUGGCAGCGGCGGCGACGGGAUUAAUAAGAAUAUUGUUCAUUUUACGCAUCCACCACUAUGCACGGUAGUCUCUUACUUCCUACCCUAUCUUGAAGCAAGGUGUUUCACUCAUAGUGACGUGAAAGACAGGGAAGGGAAGACAACCUGGGCUUCUGAAGCACCGGAUGCUCCCUCACUGUUGCAGGGCUAUGUCACUAGCCUGCAUAAAAACGUAAAGAGUAGUGUGAAGGCCAUUCGGGUGUCUGGUAAGACGCGGCCUCCGUGCCGCUCUGUGAAUGAAUAUGUUCCCGUGGGUCAAAUUGCGCACGGGGUGUAUGGUGUAGUGUACCGUGCCACCGAGGCAAACGGUUCUUCUUCGAGUGGAGGUGGCCGUGGAAGAAAGUUUGCUCUCAAGCAGGUAAAACAACGAUGGCUCGAGGAGUCAGAGGUUGGGUUUCCGCCGUAUCUGCUGCGGGAGUUUGACCUGCUGCUUCGAUUGCGGCAUCCAAAUAUUGUGUGCGGCAGGGAAGUUGUUCUUUUGGAUAAAAAGAGCAAUUCCUCAAAAGCGUCGAAGCAGCAAGAGGUAAAACCAGCAACGGGUACAACUGGCAGAGAGGUCAGCAACGAGGUCGGCCGUCACAAUCACCGUACUGAUAAUGUGCAAAAGACGAAUGAAGAACCGACGGCGUCGGGCAACGACGACGGCCUUCCCUCGUCAUGCAAUCAGGGUGGGGAUAAGAAAGAAGAAGAACCGCCGCAAAUCAAGACAAAGCUCUCAGCUGAUAAAAUGAAAGAUGUGUAUCUCGUUAUGGAGUACUGUCCGUACGACCUGAAAGCUUUUAUUUACCAUCGCAAGGGCGUCGCUGCCCUUCUGCACCUUAGUUCUGCGAACAAACAUCCAGACGCACCGAGGUGUUUCCUCUCACGCGUCAAGUGUGUCAUGCAGCAGCUGUUCACCGGUGUCGCCUUUUUGCAUGACCAUCGUAUAUUGCAUCGCGACAUUAAAACCUCCAACAUUCUCAUUAGCUCCACGGGUGAGGUGAAGUUAUGUGACUUCGGCCUGGGGCGUCACUAUCGCGAGGGACAGGAACUCACGGCGAAUGUGGUCACGCUCAUGUACCGAGCUCCUGAGCUUCACUUUGGCAUUACCGACUAUUCGUAUAAGAUGGACAUGUGGUCUCUCGGUUGCAUCAUGGCCGAAAUUUUUCUCAAGGAACCUUUGUUCCGUGCAGAGGAAGAAAGCCGUCACUUCGCCGUAAUAUGCGAUGUUAUUGGGAUCCCGACGGAGGAAACGUUUAGUGGGCUGUACAAAAUGCACGAGGUGACGCGUCUGAUGCGGUCACUGAAGCGGUACAAUCGUGAGAAUACACUGCAGCAAAUUUUUUCUCGUUCAAACCAUAGUGGAGCAGCAACGCUUCCACCCAGUGGAAUGGACCUAUUGAACCGCAUUUUGCGAUGGAACCCAAUUGACCGACUCUCAGCACGUGAGGCGCUUGAGCACAAAUUCUUUCACGAGGAUCCCCUUCCGUGCAUGCCGGAGGAGCUGCUGGCGCCUUUACCGACCACUGUUGCGGCAGAACAAAUGGUCGGAGUUCCCUCGCAAAGAGAAGGCGGGGCGGCGGUGGUGGCUGGAAAAUCGUCCUCAGAAACCAACUGCGCGAUACCUCAAGCUUUGGAAUCAUGCGAAGGAGGAGACAAUGAGGAAACCUGUGGUUUUGGUGAGACAGUUCGCUCGAACGCUGAGAGCCCGACAGCGGAUGUGUUGAGAGCACGCGCCAGCAAUAUCGAUGAGGAAGUCGAGGUGGAAGUGCGGCGCCGCUAA
This is a messenger RNA of Trypanosoma brucei brucei TREU927, 2325 nucleotides long. RefSeq names its product protein kinase, putative. The record is from RefSeq and is a predicted model, not a curated record. Gene Ontology annotation, cellular component: nucleus. NCBI's taxonomy places the organism in Eukaryota, Euglenozoa, Kinetoplastea, Trypanosomatida, Trypanosomatidae. Gene Ontology annotation, molecular function: cyclin-dependent protein serine/threonine kinase activity; ATP binding. Gene Ontology annotation, biological process: regulation of mitotic cell cycle; protein phosphorylation. The transcript has a single exon. The coding region runs from base 1 to 2325 and encodes 774 amino acids.